This is a messenger RNA of Anopheles nili, 1641 nucleotides long. Its product is annotated as homeobox protein unplugged-like. Gene Ontology annotation, molecular function: RNA polymerase II transcription regulatory region sequence-specific DNA binding; DNA-binding transcription factor activity, RNA polymerase II-specific. The record is from RefSeq and is a predicted model, not a curated record. Lineage: Eukaryota; Metazoa; Arthropoda; Insecta; Diptera; Culicidae. Bases 1 to 1641 code for a protein of 546 amino acids. Gene Ontology annotation, biological process: regulation of nervous system development; regulation of transcription by RNA polymerase II. Gene Ontology annotation, cellular component: nucleus. The transcript has 4 exons.
AUGGAUAAAGUGUCCACUGUUCCGGUGCUAGGCGUGACGGAUGUUAAAUACUCGCGUCCUCCGCCCAGGUCGUCCUUCACCAUCGAGAGCCUGAUUGCGGUUGGGCGACGACGAAGUACUAGUGGUGAGAGUCGAUCCUCACCGGAAAUUGAUCCGGUUGAUCGUGGAUCACCCUCACCGCCGGUAUCCCAGCAACAACACCAGCAGUCCGCUCAGCACCAUCAUCAUCAACAGCAGCAGCAGCAGCAGCAGUAUUUGGCCGCAGCUGCAGCAGCCGCAGCAGCCGGUUACAGUGCGGCCAUGUUGUCGUUUGGUUCAUUCCCGCCACUCUACCACAGCCCCUGGGGCACUGGUUUACCCUCGGCAGGGCGUUAUCUAUCACAGGCUGCAAAUGAAAAACUGUCCUCAUUGCUGUUCCCCCACAAACCACCUCCAGGAGCACCUGAGGUGUCCUUUUCGGUGGGUGAAUCUGCACCACCGCCUUUGGGGCCCUCGGCGAUGGUCAGCCCUACGACGAGGGGUGCCAGAAGUGGUGAUAAAUUGUUCCCAACCGAGGCCGAUCUGCUCUCGAAGGUGUACGCUGCCUACCAUCAUCCGGCACGUCCUUACAUCGGUCCGGAUGCGACUCUACCGCAUCCUGGCGUCGUCCUGCAGGUCGCACCAACUCACGGACAGGACACCGACCGGCCUGGUGGUACACCGGCGGGAGAAUCAGGUGAUAGUGGUGGUUUGGAGGAGGAUCCUGACCGGACAAGGCCAUCCGUGGAGGAUGGCGGAGAUAGUGCGGACGGGUCGGCGUACAGCGAUGACAUUAGCCUGUCACUUUCACCGUCCGGAUGCGGCAAGACUGCGGAUCUUGGUGACUCGGAUUCCGAUGCCUGCUCCGAUGACGAUGGCCCUCAUAACUCCCCAUCGUCCGGUCGACAGGGUAAAGGAGGCAGUGGAAAUGAGACAUCGAAAUCGCGCCGCCGACGGACUGCCUUCACGUCCGAACAGUUGCUCGAGCUGGAACGCGAGUUUCACGCCAAGAAGUACCUCAGUUUGACGGAGCGUAGUCAGAUCGCCACCAGCCUAAAGCUGAGUGAGGUUCAGGUGAAGAUCUGGUUCCAGAAUCGGCGUGCCAAGUGGAAACGCGUUAAGGCCGGUCUCAACUCCCAUGGGCUUGGUCGAGGAGGUGGAAGUAGUACUGCUGGAACGGGUGGUUCUGGAGGUCCUACCACGAAGAUCGUCGUGCCGAUUCCGGUGCACGUGAACCGAUUUGCUAUCCGUUCCCAACAUCAGCAGAUGGAGAAGAUGAAUCUGGUAGGACCGAAGGCAGAACUUCGUAAAGCCGAUCUAGGUCUUGGGCGGGAGGCGCAGGGUGGGUUCGAGCGGUUCGGGUUGGCCAAGCGACUACUUCCGGUACCGUCGGCUGUUCCACCGGAAGCCACAGCUGCAGGCAGACUGCCGGAACCGCCACGUCCUUCGGGCAGAUCGAACGAAGGGAUGUCCGUUGAUGGCCACGGUGCUGGUGGAGGUGGAGGAGGAGGAGGCGUUUCGGCCACCUUCAACAUGGGCCUGGGGAUGUGUUCUUUGGCUGCCCCACCCCACAGUGCCCCACCGCAUCCGGUUGCUCUCGUCGUCAAUCCGAAAACGUUCUAA